UUUCGAAAAUAAAUAAAUAAAUUGUAAACGCUGCUUGGGCGAGAGAAUUUCCAAAGGAAUUUGAUUGGCUUACCGAUCUGUCAGUGUGUGUGUUAGUGUGUGUGAUCAAAAGUGUAUUCCACGAAUUUUACCACGUGUUCCGAUCCGGCCGCCAAAAUUAUUACGCACAAUUCUCUGAGCGUGUACGGUGGCGGCGUCAUGUGCGCCUCCCCGUCCACAGCUCCCGGCUUCUUCAAUCCCCGUCCCCAAUCCGGGGCCGAGUUGUCCGCCUUCGAUCUGGGACUCUCGCGCUCCAUGGGUCUGGGCGUGCCGCCGCACACAGCCUGGCAUGAUCCGAAUCUUGGUGGUCACCUGCAUGCCUCUGCAUCGGCGGGCCCUGGCCCAGGCACAGCCGGAUCGGCUGGCGGCGGCGGCACCACUCCCAGCAGUGUGGCCAGCCAACAGUCGGCGGUUAUCAAACAGGAUCUAUCCGGGCUGACCGCCUCCACGGCGAAUCUCAACCAAAGUGCACAUCACACAAUCAAAGAGGAUCUCUCCAGCCUGCCCAGUGCCAAUGGUGGUGGCUCAUCGGCGGCAGGACAUCAUGCCAGUGGUGUCCCAUCCGGUCAUACUACAGAUAUGCUACCCAUUAUCAAGGGAUCGCAGUCAUCCAGUUGUCUGGGCAGCUCAUCCGGAGGUGGAGGCGGCGGUGGUAAUGGCGGCAGCACCACACCCAGCUCCCAGGCCAAUAGCUCACAUUCGCAGAGCAGCAAUAGUGGAUCACAGAUCGAUUCCAAACAGAAUAUCGAGUGUGUUGUUUGCGGCGACAAGAGUUCCGGCAAACAUUACGGACAGUUUACCUGUGAAGGCUGUAAAUCAUUCUUCAAGCGUUCAGUGCGACGCAAUCUCACCUACUCCUGUCGUGGUAGCCGAAAUUGUCCCAUAGAUCAACAUCAUCGCAAUCAAUGCCAAUAUUGCCGCUUGAAAAAGUGCCUCAAAAUGGGCAUGAGACGUGAAGCCGUUCAACGUGGACGCGUGCCACCCACACAGCCCGGUCUGGCCGGCAUGCACAGCCAAUACCAAUUGGCCAAUGGCGAUCCCAUGAGCAUGGCCGGCUUCAAUGGUCACUCGUACCUCAGUUCCUAUAUCUCGCUGCUGUUGCGAGCGGAACCAUAUCCAACAUCCCGCUAUGGCCAAUGCAUGCAACCGAAUAAUAUAAUGGGCAUUGACAAUAUCUGCGAAUUGGCCGCCCGUCUGCUCUUCUCCGCUGUGGAGUGGGCCAAGAAUAUACCCUUUUUCCCCGAGCUGCAGGUCACGGAUCAAGUGGCCCUACUGCGUCUGGUGUGGUCGGAGCUGUUUGUCCUGAAUGCGAGUCAGUGCUCGAUGCCAUUGCAUGUGGCACCAUUGCUGGCGGCGGCGGGUCUGCAUGCCUCUCCGAUGGCAGCGGAUCGUGUGGUGGCCUUCAUGGAUCACAUACGCAUCUUCCAGGAGCAGGUGGAGAAGCUGAAGGCUCUGCAUGUCGAUUCGGCGGAAUACUCUUGCCUCAAGGCAAUUGUACUCUUCACCACCGAUGCCUGCGGUCUAUCUGAUGUGACACACAUUGAAUCCCUGCAAGAGAAAUCCCAAUGCGCUUUAGAGGAAUAUUGUCGAACACAGUAUCCCAAUCAGCCGACAAGAUUUGGUAAAUUGUUGCUAAGAUUGCCAUCACUGCGAACUGUUUCCUCACAAGUCAUUGAGCAAUUGUUUUUUGUGCGUCUAGUCGGCAAAACGCCCAUCGAAACACUGAUACGCGACAUGUUGUUGAGUGGCAACAGUUUCUCUUGGCCCUAUCUGCCUUCAAUGUGACACACA
Messenger RNA from Drosophila willistoni, 1830 nucleotides. RefSeq names its product steroid receptor seven-up, isoforms B/C. NCBI's taxonomy places the organism in Eukaryota, Metazoa, Arthropoda, Insecta, Diptera, Drosophilidae. Gene Ontology annotation, biological process: regulation of transcription by RNA polymerase II; cell differentiation; anatomical structure development. Gene Ontology annotation, molecular function: nuclear receptor activity; zinc ion binding; RNA polymerase II cis-regulatory region sequence-specific DNA binding. The coding region runs from base 199 to 1824 and encodes 541 amino acids. The record is from RefSeq and is a predicted model, not a curated record. The transcript has 5 exons.